Octopus bimaculoides (California two-spot octopus) is the source of this 1563-nucleotide messenger RNA. Its product is annotated as mediator of RNA polymerase II transcription subunit 22. Lineage: Eukaryota; Metazoa; Mollusca; Cephalopoda; Octopoda; Octopodidae. Gene Ontology annotation, biological process: regulation of transcription by RNA polymerase II. Gene Ontology annotation, cellular component: mediator complex. Gene Ontology annotation, molecular function: transcription coregulator activity. The record is from RefSeq and is a predicted model, not a curated record.
AUGCCUGGGUUGUCAAAAUUGGUUGUGAUGAAACAUUUAAGCAAUCAGAUUAGUGAUCCAUCAAGGAGACUGCAGAAAUAGCAGCCAAAUCACAUUCAACUAUCGUUAAAAAAGAGAGGACAUGUUUGGAUAUUAUACUCCUAAAUAUACUAUACCUAAAUUUAAGAAAGCCGGGAUGAUCGCAGUCGGAACGCUUUUAAUCACAAGUAUACUAGAUCGUUGGGCAUGGUCCAUUUCCAAGGUCCCAUUGUCAAAAAUGAACUUGUUUUCCUUGGUUGAAAAAUGCACAUUUUUAUUUAUUUAAAUCAAGUAAUGAAAGGAUCUAAUAUCUGUCCAUAAUUUUUCAGUACCAUCUUUAGGAAAUGCAAAAUGCAUCAAACUCCAUUGAAUAUGAGACUAAUUGUAUGCGAAGAUGUAGUCCAUAAUUUUGAGGAAAAAGAUGUUUUUAAUAAUCACGCGUUAAGUUGACAGACAUUCCCUUAGCACAGUGUUUCCCAACCUAUUCCACCACCCCAGACCCCACUACAACGUUCCAGGAAAAUGUAUACCCCCACCGGUGGUUGAAAAAAAAAACUUAAUUUUGAUACUUUAUCACAAUUAUUUAAAUACUAGAGAAUCUACCGGUAACGCUUUUAAGUACUGAGUCCCCCAAAAAUGUACCUCAUUGACUAAUAUAAAAAAAAAAGUGAAUCCCUUUAAUGAGAACGGUCAAACUAAAGGGUUUGACUAUGGCAUCAGGCCCCACCGGUGGGGUAUAUGUCCCACGUUGGGAAUCACUGCUUUAGCAUUUAAACAGGUAAUAUCAGGCCCAAAUUUCUAUGUUUUAUGUUCAAAGUGAUUAGAUUCAGCCUCUCACACCUGUCCUGCGAUCUCGUUCUAAAAAUAAAGAAUCACAUCAUUGAAAUCUCGAAGUUAUGAGGUAAUGCAAGAUUAAUUCAACAAACCAAGAAUGAAUAAUCUGAAUGCUAAAGAAUUAAUAUAAUUUCAUUUUCUAGGAAAACAGUUUUUACAUUUUUGCAAAAGAAAACACUUUCAGCUCCACUUUUGACAAGAUUAUCUUAAUUACCACAUGAACAUAUAAUUAUGUCGGCACACCCUCAAAGAGUUUUACCCCAAAGCAAAGAAGCUCUGCUCAGAUCCUACAAUAAACGCCUGAAAGAUGACGUGAAAUCAAUGGUUGAUAACUUUCGAGAGAUUAUCAAACUAGCUCGGGUUUGUAGAAUUGUGGAAGACGAUACACAAAUCUCAAGGAUGACUCAAGCAGAACAAGAUCAAUAUGAGAUGCAAGUCCGUGCUUCAAAUAUUGUUCGUGCUGGAGAGUCCCUCAUGAAGCUCGUAUCAGAUCUCAAGCAGUUUCUCAUCUUAAACGACUUCCCAUCGGUGAAUGAUGUCAUUGGUCAGAACACAAAACUAUACAAACAGAAACAGAGCGAACUGGACACAAAGUUACUAACUUUACGAGAUGACAUGGCCACUGAACUUUAUGAACUUGAAGACGAAUAUUAUUCUUGUGUUUAUAAAUAGUUACAAUAAAACUUUUUUUCUAUUUCUUUUUUGUAUUUA